This is a messenger RNA of Aspergillus glaucus CBS 516.65, 1236 nucleotides long. RefSeq names its product serine/threonine-protein kinase. Lineage: Eukaryota; Fungi; Ascomycota; Eurotiomycetes; Eurotiales; Aspergillaceae. Gene Ontology annotation, biological process: cellular response to oxidative stress; protein phosphorylation. Gene Ontology annotation, molecular function: ATP binding; calcium/calmodulin-dependent protein kinase activity. The coding region runs from base 1 to 1236 and encodes 411 amino acids. The record is from RefSeq and is a predicted model, not a curated record. The transcript has 4 exons.
AUGCUGAAUAAGCUCUCGGGGCAACCAGAGAGUUACGAGAAAAAAGCGCUGUACAGGUUCGGAAGAACCCUCGGUGCAGGAACAUAUGGUAUCGUCCGUGAGGCCGAGUCCGCCGCCGCCGGAAAGGUCGCCGUCAAGAUUAUCCUGAAGAAGAAUGUCCGUGGGAAUGAGAAAAUGGUCUACGAUGAGCUGGAAAUGCUCCAGGCCCUUCACCAUCCCAGCAUUGUCCACUUUGUCGACUGGUUCGAAUCGAAGGACAAAUUCUACAUCGUUACCCAGCUGGCCACUGGUGGUGAGCUGUUCGACCGCAUUUGCGAAUACGGCAAGUUCACAGAGAAGGAUGCGUCGCAGACGAUUCGCCAGGUCCUCGAUGCAGUCAACUAUCUGCACGAGCGCAACAUUGUCCACCGAGACUUGAAACCCGAAAACCUCCUUUACCUCACCCCUGCACCCAACUCUCCCCUCGUCCUCGCAGACUUUGGUAUCGCCAAAAUGUUGGAAACCCCCACCGAGCUCCUCACCAGCAUGGCUGGUUCGUUUGGAUACGCUGCGCCGGAAGUUAUGCUCAAGCAGGGCCACGGCAAGGCCGUCGACAUGUGGUCCCUGGGCGUUAUCACCUACACUCUUCUCUGCGGUUACUCGCCUUUCCGCUCGGAGAACCUGUCCGACCUGAUCGAAGAAACCCGCAGUGGUCGCAUCAUCUUCCACGACCGCUACUGGCGCGAUGUCUCCCAAGACGCCAAGAACUUCAUUCUCGCCCUCCUCCAGCCAGACCCGGCACACCGUGUAUCGUCGGGAGAGGCUCUCAAGCACUCAUGGCUGAAGGGUGAAUCUGCCAGCGACCGCGACCUGUUGCCUGAGAUCCGUGCCUACAACGCCAAGGCCCGUCUCAGGCGUGGUAUUGAGAUCAUCAAGCUCGCGAACCGCAUCGAGGCUCUCAAGAUGCAGGAGGAUGACGGGGAAGACAUCCCCAGCCCCGCAGAUAUGGCGGCCUCUGCCGGUACCGCUGAGGGUGAGGGUGAGACUGAGCCUUUCCCGUCGACUUCGCCUAAUGGCAAAUCGUCUCCUGGCUCACCCGAGGGCACCGGUACCACUAAGAAGCGGAGUCUGAGCAAGAUCGCGCGCGGGUCCAUUUUCCGGGAGGUCGUGCUCGCCAAGGUCCGCGAGGUGAAGCAAAACGAGGAGCGGGAGAGGAUCGAGCGGGAGGCCCGUGAGAAGUCGACGACUCAUGCUUGA